CUUCUAGUCUUUCAUCUGAAUGUUUCAUUGUUUCCUCUCCCCCCGUUCUCUGCGUCAAAGGCUUCGUUUCCCCGCUUUGAACAACGUUGGAAUUGCUACAGGAGAUCAGGUAAUUGUGUCGUCUAGCACGUUGGAGUAACAAGUCUGUGCUGGUUGCCGUUCACCUACACUGCAUCACCGUCACCGCGCUCAGCUGGCCUUACCUUACUGCCACGCCUCUCUCCCCCAUCGCUGGCAGUAGCUUCCCAACCUUCUUUCCUUUCUGCAUUUCCUCCCUCUCUGUCUUAGUUACUUGUAGCUUGGGGUCGACAAGAGGAUCGUAGGAAAUAGCAAUCAUGGUUACCACUACUACUCAGGCGCCGUCUCGCCGCUUCCCAUCUAUGAUCGAGAUGGCCUCUCAAGCACCGUCUCACCGUUUCCCUUCCAUGAUCGAGAUGGCCGAGACCGCUUCGAUUCGCUCCGUGGCACCUUCUUACAUCUCUGAGGUGCCUUCCUACCACUCGGAUCGUUAUUCAUAUGCCGAUCCAUACAACCUUCCGGCGGAGCCUGCACCGCCUUAUUCACCGCCAGCAGCAGGAUGGGACAUGGCCGGCCGGCUCGGUGUCCUCUCCUCUCUAGUUCCCGCAACACUUCCCGAUCCGCCGGAAGAGACCCGCCGUGAACGCAGCCGCACCCGUACCCGUGCCGCGGCUGCCACCCCCCGCGAAACUUCGUCCGGAAGCACUUCCCGGGGUACUUCGAGAACCGCCAGUAGAACUAGCGGUAGAGCUACUUCCGACACCACUACCGCAACCACCACCAUCACGCGAAACCGAAACCGCCUUGGUACUAAUUCGGCCGCCAAUGACAGCUCCAGCACCAUUGCCAGGCUCGGAAAUAACAGCAACAGCCGGAGCAACAACCGGAGCACCACCAACACGAGGACUAGCGCGGCCGCCAGCUCCACCUCCCUCCCCACCACCACCACCAACGCCGGUUCCCGUCCCGUCGCCGGGACCCGGACCCGGGCCCAGACCAGCACAGACACUCCCUCCCGAUCUACCAACUCCAGCUCCCCUCCUCCCCGAGUCGGUCUCCCCCCGGUCCCCUCCGGCCCGCCGCCGCGAACCGACUUCCCGGUGCUUGGCGAUUUCCGCAUCCCGUCCCUCUCAUCCAUGUCCUCCAACCCCAACCUCCGCCAAUACCAAAACGUCGCGCAAAGGCGCGCAGCAGCCAACGCCUCCACCACCAACCUUGACGGCCUCCGACGGGCUCUGGAUCGCAUCGAAGAGGAGCGGAACAACAACAACCCCUCCAACAACGUCGCGCGACCGCUCGAGGAUCCGUAUCUGGUAGGCGAGGUGGCGGCGGCCAAGGCGCGGCGGGAAAGGCUGGCGAGGGAGAAUGGCGAUAUCUUGGUUCAGGAGAACCAUCGGUGGGAUGAGUUUCUGAACCUCAUGAGAGAACAGGAAGAGCGCAAACCGGGCUGGCGCCGGUUCCGCAAGAACGUGGAGACGCGCACCAGCAAGCUGCCUUUCCGGCUCGGCAUGCGGGCGCGAUAGCGUCGGGCUGUAUGCCGCUUUUGUCGCGGCGAGAGGCAGCAGCAGCAGCAAGGCUGAAAGAGCGAUUGAGUGAUCAGCCCUCAUGAUGAGAUGAGUCUUGUUCCUUCCUGUUUUUUUGCUUCUCGUUCCCAUGUCGUCUUCUUCACUUGGAGACACAUCAUUCAAAGGCGUUUUUUUGGCAUUGGGUUUAUGCUUUUGGCCUUUCUUCCUUUCCUUUCCUUUCAUUUCCUUCCCUUUUUGUCUCUUUCCCUUUUUCAUUCCUUUUCUUUCUGUCUGUUGAAUCAAAAUGGGGUAUGGGAUGGUAUGGCGAGGGAGCCCACAAACAAGCCUGCCUGGGUUGCCGUGAUGGAUUGAUUGCAGUGUCAUUCUUCCCUUUUUU
This is a messenger RNA of Neurospora tetraspora, 1920 nucleotides long. RefSeq lists its product as uncharacterized. The transcript is spliced from 3 exons. The record is from RefSeq and is a predicted model, not a curated record. NCBI's taxonomy places the organism in Eukaryota, Fungi, Ascomycota, Sordariomycetes, Sordariales, Sordariaceae. The coding region runs from base 336 to 1541 and encodes 401 amino acids.